AUUUGGUUGACUUCAAUUUUUUAGUGAAUUUUCAUCUGAGAAGUGAGCCAGAUUUUCACCAAAAAAUUGAAGUCAACCAAAUUAUUUGAUAUAUAAAAAUCGUUCGAUCCAGUUUCUGAUGCUGAUUCCGAAUAUGAUAUUUAUUUUGCACAAUAACUUAAUCAUAGUGCAGAAAAGGGUGAUUUAGGAGUGCGAUUCCUAUUUUGCUGCCUCUAUUUGGAAAAAAUCGGUAUUCUCAGCAAGAGAAGAGGAUCAGGGAAAAAAGCGAUGCCUACUUUAGUUCAACUUUAAAUGGCGAUUCGAGUGACGUGUGACGAUCGGAGAAAAGUUUCAGAACCAGGGAGGAGAUAGGUUUGCGAGAGAGGUAGCUCAUUUUUUGGAAUGCUUACUCUUGUCAAAAUUGUGGAACACAGGUAGUUCGUUUUUUUGUGACUCGAAGAUACACGAUUAGACUCAGUUUUUGAUGGGGAAUCAAUAUGUGCUUUGAAGUCGCGUAACAUAGCUGAGUGAGUAUAGAAUCGUGAUUUCGAGUGUGGUAACGAUAUUCACUAUGAGUUUUAUGUACACUGCCUUCUACUCGAAGAAUCCAUUUUCAAAAUAGACAUUUAUACACCAUUCGAUAGAGAAUUUGAAAAGCUACAUUUUACACUAUUUAUAUUUGAGAAAAGAGUUACUUCGAUUUUUGCCUAAUGUCCGCCUGGAUGCCCGCCCACUGUGCGUUACAUCUCUUGAUUUUUUAUUAAAUUCAAAAUCCGAAGAUAUCCCAAUAAUUAAAAAUACACAAUCAUCGUUAAAUCAACCACUUCCCAAAUCAACACAAGGUCGCGUCAGACCAGCAUUGCAUAUUCAGUAUCCACAGGUUGUUACUGAAUUAGAAAGAUUUUUGAAUUUACAUGCUGGUACUGCACAAGAACGAAGACGAACAGAUACUGUACAUUUUAAUGGUGUAACAACAUUACAAAUGAGAGAUCGUGUACGAUCUACAUUAGGGCAAACGUAUCAACGUUUACAGACCGUUUACUACUUGAUAUUGUAUAUCAAUAUUAUUGAUGGUAAAAUUUCAUGGAAACUUAAUGACAUGAAUUGCAAACUUUCGAACGAUGCUCAUUUUGCUUCAUCACAAGUUAAAUAUGGGUAUGAAUUGGCUGCAUUAUAUCCACAAGAAAUAAUUAGUUUAUCAUGUGAUAAUAAAUGUAAAAUUCCAAUUGGUAGUUUAGCAGACGAACCAUAUAUAACACUCUGUAAUUAUCUUGAGCUUCGUCAUAAUAUAAAUCUUAAACAAAAAUUAUUACGUAAACGCAGCCGUAGUUCUGAUCCAAUUCAACAAAAAUCUAUUCUCAGACAGAAACGCUCAAGUUCAGAAGAUAAAUCAUUAUUUAGUCAAGCUAAAAUGAACAAUAUAAAAUUUGAUCAAAAAAGGCGUGAACGUAUUCAUUAUUCAACCAGUGGAAAAAGUGCAUGUAAUGUUUAUAAUUAUGGGCAACUAUGGAAAAAAUUAAAUUUAGAUGCCUUAAUAUUAAAUAGUUGUACAUCUGGUAGUAGUCGUUAUAAUCCAGUUGAAAGAUCAAUACAAUAUGCUGGUUUUCAAUUAGAUUAUUAUCCAGUACUUUCAUAUAAUGCAACAGGUGAUACUCAUACAACGACCAGAUUAUUAUUAAUGAAAACUAAACUAGAUAAACAGUCUAAUCUAUACCAUGAUUAUAUAUUUCUAUUAAAAUAUUGUAUUCAAUCGCAUUAUUCCUAUAUGUUUAUUAAAUGUUAUGAUAAAAAAUGUUCGCAUUGUUCUAUUAAUCAAAGUCGUGCUAAUUUGACUAUGGAAUUACUUUCACUAUGUAACAAUAGAAUGCCGGUGCCCUCACCUAGUAUUAUUCAUCCUGAUCAUUUUAAUACAUUUUUACAAACUAUACAUGCAUUAUCACGAAUGACCACUAUCGACAACCAUAUGCUAAAACUUUAUGGUUCACAUUAUGAAACAUAUCGUAAAUCAAAACUAUGUGCUGCUAAACAACGAGAAUCAUUUAGAGCUCAAAAAUCAUAUUUAUCAAAAGACAACACUACCGCAUUAGCUAUAACCUGA
Molecule: messenger RNA, 2077 nt
Organism: Didymodactylos carnosus
Lineage: Eukaryota; Metazoa; Rotifera; Eurotatoria; Philodinida; Philodinidae
Source: the annotation of a GenBank genome assembly